Messenger RNA from Babesia sp. Xinjiang, 258 nucleotides. RefSeq lists its product as uncharacterized. The transcript is spliced from 3 exons. Lineage: Eukaryota; Apicomplexa; Aconoidasida; Piroplasmida; Babesiidae. The record is from RefSeq and is a predicted model, not a curated record. Bases 1 to 258 code for a protein of 85 amino acids.
AUGCAGACGGAAAGAACUCCUACCCAGUCAACCAUGAUCGGUGGCCAGCGUAUGGCACCCAGGAAAAGAGCCCAGUCGGAAACUAAUACCGCUGGAACCAGGACCAACUUGCCACCAAACUCUGGUUUCCAACAUUACUACGGCUUUGCCACCUCAUCGAUCCAAAUGGGACCCCAAGCCGUUCUUCUUUUGGCCAUUUGUUACAUGGGAGCCGUCGUCGUGAUGCAUAUCGUAUCCCGCAUUAAAAUGUCGAUAUAA